Hippoglossus stenolepis (Pacific halibut) is the source of this 4930-nucleotide messenger RNA. RefSeq names its product myocardin related transcription factor Bb (gene mrtfbb). The coding region runs from base 539 to 3379 and encodes 946 amino acids. The transcript has 17 exons. NCBI's taxonomy places the organism in Eukaryota, Metazoa, Chordata, Actinopteri, Pleuronectiformes, Pleuronectidae. The record is from RefSeq and is a predicted model, not a curated record. Gene Ontology annotation, biological process: smooth muscle cell differentiation.
CGGAAAUAUCGCAACUGACUAAAGCCCCGUGAAAAAAGUUUGACACCUGCACAGUGGACGAACAAAGAUGCGACUACAGAAACUCUGCUGUGACUGUCUGUAAGAUGGUAGAGACACAUGUCCCAGAACAACCUUGAAACAAACCCAGACAAUGUCAGCUUCCAACGCCUGGAACAGGCAACAGAUGAGGACCAGGGCCUCCCUCUGCAGCAUUUCAAUCACUGCUUUGCACCAGUAUCCGUAAUAAGCUGUGAUGAUUAUAGCUGGGGCAUAGUCACACCUGCCACUAGAAAGCCCAGCUGGAGAGGACGAGUACAGGGUGGAUCCGUCAUGUGGCAAAAAAAGAUCACCUAACCUCUUGUAACCUGGCGAGGAUCGCUGUCAAGAAAACAACAGCCGUCCCCGUGCUGUUGCCAGAGGCCAGCACAGAGCCAGAGAGGAGGGACUGCGUGCAGCUCUGUGAGCCAGCUGUCGUUCGCUCAGAGCUGCGUCUUCUCUCUCCCGGACUCUCCCCCUUCUCCACUGGCCUCAUCACUCCAUGGGACUCCAGACCUGGCCGCCAAGCAAACCAACACUGUCCUCCAUGGCCUGCCUUGAUGUGGAGACCCCCUCCAUCUGCAGGGGUAAUUUCAAAUCAGUCCUCCAGCUCUGUCUGCAGCAGAGGAGGACUCGGGAGCAGCUUGUGGAUCAAGGCAUCAUGCCACCUCUGAAAACACCUGCAGCCUUUCAUGAGCAGAUUCGCAGCCUGGAGAGAGCCAAGACAGGGAACUUCCUGAAGCACAAACUCUGCAGCAGACCUCAGCGAUCUGAGCUGGUCCGUAUGCACAUCCUGCAAGAGUCGCAGGCUGAGGCCUCCCUGCAGGCCACACAGAUGAAGCUGAAGAGGGCCAGACUGACUGAUGAUCUCAAUGAGAAGAUCGCCCAGCGGCCUGGACCCAUGGAGCUGGUGGAGAAGAACAUCCUGCCUGUGGACCCUGCUUCUGAAGAGGUCAACAAUGGUGAAGAGUCAAACCACUCUAAAGCAGCAGAUGUUUACAGCUUUGAUGAGGACAGCAGCGAGGCCUUAUCACCAGAGCAGCCUUCCAGCCAGGAAACUCCCGUCUCCACCUCGACCUCUGUGAGGGAGUCUGCAGGGACUGAGGCCGCUUCAUCCUCCUCUCAGUUAAACUCUGCCGUGCAGCAUUCCCCACCAUCUAACUCACAGCCCCCAUCAGAUUUACUUAAACUCGUCUCUACCAAUGAGACGCAAAGCAACUCACAAGCAUCUGCACCUCAGCCAAUCACCGCUGUUGUGUCCAGUAUCACGCCAGGGCCAGUUCUUGUAAAGCAGAGCCUGCCCAAGCUGCCUGGCGAUAAAAGCCGUAGCAAAAAGAGCAAAGAGCCCAAACCGUGGGUGAAAAAGCUGAAGUACCAUCAGUACAUACCCCCGGACCAGAAGCAGGAGCUCAAUGACAUACCGAUGGACUCUGCCUACGCCUGCCUCCUGCAGCAGCAGCAGCAGUUCCUGCAGCUCCAGAUCUUAAACCAGCAACAGCAGCAGUACAACUACCCGGCCGUCCUGCCUGCCACAGUAAAAUCAGCAACUGAGGUACAAACCAGCUGUUCCACUGUUCUGAGUGGAAACGCUGCAGCUGCACCCAUACAGCACCGCCACGCUCAGAUGAACCGCAAGCUGGAUCACUUACCGGCUAAUCUGGAUGAGAUGAAGGUUGCUGGGCUGAAAAUGGAACUAAAACGCAGAUCGCUCCCUGUUUCUGGGACUAAGACAGACCUGAUAGAGAGGCUGAAGUUAUAUCGGGAGACCUCUACCGUCCAGACCGCUGCUGCUGUGGAAACAACAGCUGCCACAACGUCAGAAAACAUCAAGUUAACCCCACCUGUGUCCCCUGUAGCCUCCAAGGUGUCCAGUCUGGGUAUAGAGGACAGUAGUGUGGCAGAGAGUCCAGCAAAUCUUUCAGAUUCUCGGUCUCCAGCCUACACUGCUCCCUGCAGGAGCUCCCCGCAGAGAGCUCCAAAAGAGGAGUUACCCACAGAGACAGGGUCCUCUGGGAAGGACUCUGAAAGGGACAAACGUCUUCAUGAGAAGGAGCGUCAGAUUGAGGAGCUGAUGAGGAAGCUGGAGCAGGAGCAGAGGCUGGUGGAGGAACUGAAGCUGCAGCUGGAGGUGGAGAAGAGGAGUCAGCAGGGAGAUUCUCCACCUCAGCUCAGCCCUCUCGCUCCCAUCCAGGUCAAAGAGGAGAAAAGGUCCCCCUUAAACUGCUCCGCUCCCUGUCGCUCCCCUGGUCUGCCACUGUUGGUCAAACAGGAGGAGGCUAUGGACCAGAGCCACUCAGCUCCUCCUAAUCAAUUCCUCAUCAGCCAUCAGACCAUCAAGCAGCCCGAAGCGCCGCACUCCGUCCAGGCCGGAGCGCAGAUUCUGCUGCCUGCGUCCCCUCCUGCCUCAGCACUCACUAACCAGCUCCCAGCCAACUGCAUCAAAUUACACACUACUGUAAGCAGCACAACCCCAGGCCUCAUCCAGACCUCUGGACAGGUGCCACAGAAAAUAGAGGCCUCAGCAGAUUUACAACAGCAAUGCAGCACUCACACUCCGCCACUGACAAAGACAUGGAGGAUUGACACGGCAGCACAAAGUUCACUCAGCACAUUCCCAGUGAGUGGUCAUCCUACAGGAGCCGCCGUUAACCAGCCCAUCGCUAGUGGACCAGUGAAUAAGUCUCCCAGUCACAGUCAACCACCGCUGAUGUUGCAUCAGCCGACAUUCAAAACCCAUGUGUCAAAGUGUAAAGACCCACCGCGCUAUGAGGAUGCAGUGAAACAGACACGCAGCAUGCUAAUCGCUGUUCAGGGUCCCACUGCAGCCAGCCAGCAGAUGGAUGAUCUAUUUGAUGUGUUAAUUGAGAGCGGUGAAAUCUCCCCCUUCAUCAAACAGGAUCCUCCCAGCCUGGACAAGCCUCUCCCUGUGACAGCCAGCGUAACCACCCUACCUGUCAACAUGGUUUUAUCCCGCCCUCCCGCCAUGGUCCAAGUGGCACAGCCGCCCGCGCCGCCCCUCAAACCUUCGACCGGCUUGUCAGUGCUGAUCUCUGACACCCAGCUGGACACCCUCCUGGACUGCACACUGUCCGCCGACACUGAGCCACAAACACUGAAGCUGAUGGAGGAGUUGCAUUCGCCCAUCACCAUGGAGGUGGACUUUAACGUAAACGCACCGCCCUCUGCUUUUACCUUGCACAAUGCCAACAUGGACAACAUGGACAAUAUGGACUGGCUGGACCUGACCCUGUCAGCGCCAGCAGAGGGCGUCAACCCCUUGGACAUGUCGACAUCGGUGGGCGUCUUCUCCUCUGACUUCCUGGAGUCUCAUGAACUGUGUUGAUGGAAAUGAGGUAAUGCCAAUGCAAAACUGAUGUGAUAUCAUUACAAGGCUUAUUAAUCAUCAUGUUACUCACAUGUAAUCCAUUUACAGCAUAUUACUUGUAAUCAAACAGUACCUUUACUCAUGUAAUUGUGCAUAGGAGGUUAACAAAAAGGGACGACAUUUGAGCGAGUGGAUGCCAGAAAGAGUUUGAAUCUGGAGUUGACAUUUUAUGAAAAGGUAGAAGGAAUAGAGUCAGAUGUCUUUGAGAAGCUUUGCAGAGAGGAAGGAGAGACCUUUCUAAGGAAAGCAGACAGGGGGGAAAACCUUGUUACGGCUGAAUGACACACCAGCCACGCACCAAUAUCUCAUCUAUCUGAGCGUCGCAUCCGUGUCUGUCCUUUGUCAUCCCCUAUCCCAACCGGGAGGAGUGCAGUAUGGGUACAGGCCGGGGGAAAUAUAUUCCUCUCUUCAUUCUGGGUCCAGAACCUUCAAAUGUCAGAUUUGUACCUUGUACUCUCUGUUAUCCACAGAAUAAAUGGUUGUGUGAUAAAGAUAAAAUCAUGCAUAUCUCUGUGUAUGAGUUCGGCUGCGGCGAAUCCAUUAGUGGGUGUUUUUUAAAUGUGAUAAAAGACGGAAGGAAUCCACAACAAACACUUGCUCAAUAAACAUGUCAGGCCAUUUCAAAUAAACAUGAUUUUGUGGGACACUCACAUAACAUAGAAGUGGUACUGGUGGUGUGAGCUGACAGUGGAUGUAACUUGUUAUCAAUCUUUUCUCAUGUUUGUCCUCUUUGUUGUCUGAUCUUACUGUACCGUUACUGUACAUACUGCGCUCUACUGCACUGACCGUGGUAACAGCAGAAACUACUGCUGCUAUCAAAACAGAUUGUAAACACACGCACGCCAAAUGUAAAGCAUUUCUGCCACAAGUUUUUACUGUCAGCAGCUCAGUCAAAUCGUACUUUAAUAUCAUAGGUCAUGGGGACUGACUAUGAUGUCGAUGAUAAACCUAAAGCAGGAGAAUCCUCAGUAAAUGUUACGGACUACAGUUAAAUGAAUGUGCUGGCAGACCGACUCCUGCAGGAUUACAAAUAUUUAUUAUCUGCUUUGUUAUGUUCACAACCUUCAGAAAAAGAACAGUACCCAUGAGUAUGAUCCAGUGUUCGCGCUACCUUCAUACUGAUCUAACCUUCGUGUUGGUUUGUGUCGUGGUGACAUCUGCUGGCCACAUCUGGUUUUCUUUUUCAGCAAAUUACAUAAAACGACAUCUGUAUGAAGUUAAUAAACUUCAGUUUCAAAGAAACUCUUGCAGGACAGUGGGACAGUGCCUUUAUGGAUUAUGUGCUGGAAUGAGAAUUCUUUUUUUUAACUUGUAUAACUCCACUGCAAGAGACAUUAUAAUGCAGAGUUUGUAUAGCACGUUUUCCACAUUGUGUAUUUCUGUUGAAUACAAAUGUAUCAGCUGGUUUGGUUUUGUAAAUACAGAGAUAAUUUGGGAUUUCACACUCAGUCUAGUACGACCUUUACUCUUCAGUGCUUACCAUUAAAAACUAUACAAUGAAUGUAUUAA